AUGGAGGGAAACGAUCCAGGUGAGAGAGGCAGCUGUGAAGGAGAACCCAGCACUCCCAAAUACUUUGCUAGCUUGAACAUGGAGGGGAGAGGGAAGGCAAGGAGAUCUCACAGUCACCUGUGAGAAGAAACAGGAGGGAGGGAAGGAUGGGCAGCAAGACCAAAAUGCGCUCAAGAAUAACUGGCCUGGCCACCCCUUCCAUAAAACAGCCCCCACCCCAAAAGUCCCUCCACUGAAAAACAUUAAAAUGGGGAGAGGGCCUUGACAGGUACCAAGCCGGCUGAGGGACGGAGGAGGCUGCCAGGAUCACAGGGACGCUUUGUUUGUUUACCACUUGAUUUUAAAAAAAGAAACAAACCCUCAAAACGGUUUACAAAAAGAUAAGCCAAUAUAAUCAGAAUAAAUUUACAACCCUACUUUAAAACAUACAAGAGUUGAAAUACGAAAGCAGUUUAAAAUUACCUCAGCUUUCUAAGUAUCCACGCAGGCCUGUCGAAACAGGAUUGAUUUUAGCAGGCGCUGAAAACCAUGUUGGGUAUGCCAGAGCUAAAUGGUCACAUUUCCCUUACAAAGCUCAGCAGCUCUAUCAAACCUUCAUAUUUUUCUCUGCACAGUGAGUUUUCCUUAAAUAAGAAAAAGGGGGAAAGGAAAAGCUUAGGCUUAGUGUUGGGCAAUGAGAAGCUGGUUAACACAUGGAAAUAAACAACCAUCAUUUCCCUCCUGAGCUCUGGGAAACUGCCCUCUGAAUCCUUAAGAUUUUGCUCUGCAUCCAUAAAACUUUAUGUGGAGUCUUCCAAACAUGUUUUAUGUAUUAAAAGCAAGAAAAAUGGGUGCAAAACAUGGCCAGAAAGGCCAUCAGCUAAGGGAUAAAGGGUAGGUUCCCCUCAAAUGUGGAGAACAAACAGCACACUUAAAAAAGAAAGAAAGCAUAACAAAAAAUACAGAAGAAUAAGAACAAAACAGGUUGGAAUACAGACCAGCAACAUAUUUUCUCAUUAUCUUUACACAGCCCAAGGAAAAGUAUCUCUUCAACUAUGAAUAGCAUAUUUUUUGUGAAGAAAAAACAGCUUUGGCUAGGGAUGCUUUUUGAAGGGAGAAGCAGCGCAGUGUUCAACCUUUCCUUGCCAGUUUCCAAGGAAAAUAGACUGAGUGGUUUUCAGCAAAGGCUGACUCUGAGUAGACUCAUUGAAAUUAAUUGACCUAAUCAAGUAAUGAUUAUUAAUUUCAGUGAGUCUACUCAGAGUAAGCCUUUGUUGAAUACCACCCACUGUAACCUGCAAGCUAAACAUAAACUUGUCAGCUAUGUUCCCACCUGCAGGACACAGCAGCUAGAUCUGUACAGAUAGCAGCUAAACCGUCUUGGAAGGAUAUGGAGUUGAUAAUCCAGCUCUUAUGAAUAUAUAUCUUACCAAGGAAUAUACAUUCUGUCUUCUAAUGGUGCAAUGGAUGCAGAAGUAGCUUUCUUUGAAUUAGGGAGGCUUACUUUUCAGUGAGGGAGUACAGGAUUGCUGCCUAACCCAUAAUGUAUACUCCUUUUAAAACAAAAUUAUUUAUUUAUUAAAUAAGCAACAUAAUAAAAGCAGAAAAACAAAAGAUUAGCCAUCAAAAAAUCUGUUAAGAUUGGCGGAAUCCUAAAUAUAUUUAAAAGCCCAAGUGAGAAGGAUAUACUUCACUUAACAUCUGGAAGAUAACCAUGACAGGUGAACAAAUCUCAGGAGGGAGUUCCACCGUUUGGGCAGUUCUCUCGUAUCCCACCUGUCUAACAUUGGCAGGUGUUUCACAUCUACAUUUGUUGUUGUUGUUACAAUUGAUUUAUUAAUUGCCUUCUAAACUACUGUCUCAAGGUGAUUUGCACAUAAAAUAAUUAAAAACAUUUAAAAACACAAAACCAAAUAUUUUAAAACCAAGACUAAAACCCUAACAAGUGGAUAUCUGCAGUAAUUAUUCAUUUAUCUAGCUAUGAAAGAAAGCCUGUCUGAAGAGCUCAGUUGCUGAGAAUCUUGGCAUUCUAGUAAAUUUGAAAACUUGUUAUUAGAAUUUCUAUCACCCUUUCCAUGUGCAAAAUGUUGUAUAGUCUUGUUUUCCUCUUAAUAACCAUGUGAAAAAAGAUCACUGCUGUUCCCUUUUCAAAUGUAGAAUUGAGGAUGAGAGAAUAACUGUUCCAUAAAAAGCAAGCUAAAGGGAUGUGGGUGGUGAUGUGGUCUAAACCACAGAGCCUAGGGCUUGCCGAUCGGAAGGUCAGCAGUUUGAAUCCCCGCGACAGGGUGAGCUCCCGUUGUUCGGUCCCAGCUCCUGCCUACUUAGCAGUUCAAAAGCACGUCAAGUGCAAGUAGAUAAAUAGGUACCCCUCCGGCGGGAAGGUAAAUGGCAUUUCUGUGCGCUGCUCUGGUUUGCCAGAAGUGGCUUAGUCAUGCUGGCCACAUGACCCAGAAAAACUGUCUGCAGACAAACACCGGCUCCCUCGGCUAGUAAAGCGAGAUGAACGUCGUUCAAGACUGGACUUAACUGUCAGGGGUCCCUUUACAUUUACAAAGGAAGCUGCAGAAGGCCUCAGUGGCCCCUGGGUUUUCACAUGGCUAACUUAACAUCUUCUUUUGUGACUGACCUUAUGUGGUGGAUGCUGAGUUAUGGCAACAUCUAGACAAUUCUGUGUUUGCUUUUGUUCUCUCUCCAGAUCCCUGGGACUUUGCAACGAAAAUGGAAGAGAUUCUGUCACUUGUGAAACAAAUGCAGAAUGGUAUUUUGAAUCUAUACACCAAAUGGUUAGAAGGAAAUAACCAGGAACUAAGCAUCCAAGUAGAGAACGGGGCAUGCAGAUGAUAACAGCAAAGUGUAUAAAGGGUUGCUGGGAACUGGAACAGUUAAUUUUAUCUGCUCUUAGUACCAGAAAAGCUGGGAAACACCUUUAAAGGGAUGGAUUUCUGACUUUUCUUUGUAGUAAUUGAUAUUUACAUUUGUUGUAAUUUGUUGAUCUAGUCAUGUCCAGACCAUACAUUUAAAGCACUUUUAUACCUCUUUAACAGGCAUGGCUUUCCUGGGAACUGUUGUUUCCCCCUUGCUAGAGCUACAAUUCCCAGCACCCACAACAAGCUACAGUUGCCAGGGUUGCCUGUACCAGGAGUCGGCAAGGUUUACCUUGCCUGGGGCGGUUCACUCCUGCCGAGAUUGCUCUGUGGGCUGGAUCACAUCUGUGCAGAUGCGAUUUCCGGCGUCUGCGUCUGUACAGAUGCGAUUUCCGGCACUGUGGAAGCGAGUCUCCACGCUGCACUGGUGUAGUGCAGUGUGCGGGGGACUCGCUGAGCGGGCAGCUCCGUUCAGGGGGAGCUCAGGGGCUGUUUAAACGACCUGUGGGCCGCUUGUGGUCCAUGGGCUGCAGGUUGCCGACCCCUGGUAUACAGUAGUAUGUUUCCAUGCCCUCCAGAUGUUUCCAUGCCCUCCAGGAGAUGAAAUACACAUUGCAUCAUUUCUUCUGUGCUUCUUGGUGGGGCAUAAAAAAUAUUUGGUUAAUAUAUAUACGGUACAUAGUGACUUCAUUACUCUGUAGAAGUUGGGGUGGACAAACCUGGGGAAUCCAUUAAAAAAACGGUGAGUGGUGUGGAGGCCAUAAAUAGAGAGAGAGAGAGAGAGAGAGAGAGAGAGAGAGAGACAGACAGAUACACAGACAUAGGGUUGGCACUUACACAUGGCCAAAAAAGAGCAAAAGAGGACACUAAUUUCAUACACUAAUGUAUAUGUAUAAAUGGCAAUUUAUUAAAUAAUUACUAAGCUUUAUAUAGAAUUACGGUACUUCCGGGUUGGCGCCAUCGGUAAUGGCGGAUUCCCUCUGAUCCGGAGGGACUGGCUCCACGGAAAAUGGGUCUGUUCUGCUACGGCGAAGCGGGGACCCUUUAAAAAAUCACAGGCAGAUGAAGCCUGUGACCAUGGGACUCGGCGGGCACCUUUCGCGCCCCCCCCAAUUCGUAAAGGAACCCAAUUACGGGCUCCGGAGCGAAGAGGGGCUAGUGGCGCGGUGCUGAGAGUCAACUGCUUCUUCCAUGGAGCGAAGCCGCACAGCCGUUGCCGGAGAGCGCUACCUUUUUCCUGGGACAAUUUGGCUACAAAAACAACUACCCGUGAGCAGAUCAAAUUUGAAUAUUUAUUGAAAAAAAAAUUUUUUUUUAAAUUACACACAAAAAAAGACAAGACAGAAAAAUAAAACUAAAAAAUAAAACCAUCAUUCUCAAAUUCUCCACUUUCAAUACCUUCUUUCUUUGACCUCCUCCUCCUCCCUUUUCUUGCAUCCUGAUUAAUAAUAAUCAAAGCAAAUCCUUUCCAUAAUUCAUAGUAUUCUGUCAUUACAUUACCUUAAUCUAUUUUCAUCUUAUAAAAAAAAACCUUAAAGUUUAAAACUUAAAUCUUAUUUUUACCAACUUCUCCUAGCCAUAACAUUCUUACCAAAUUCUUUAGACAUUUUUACAAGAGCCAAGUAAUUUCAUUUCAACAUUUUUCUAGCAUUCAUCAAUUUUAUAGAACAAUCCUAAUGAUAAAAAAAAAGAAAUAAACAAUCCAAUCUUCGUCCAGCGUCCCUUCCUCCUGGUCCCGGGUUUUGUCAGUCCUUUUUAUCUUAUUAGUCUAGCACAUUAACCUGGUAAUCUUAUAUCCAAAGCCCUCAAGUCUCUUCCAUGUCCCUUCCGCAGCUCUUCUUCAUAUUUUCCUUUCAUUCGUGGGAACUCCAGCUUGGUAAUGUUUUUGACCCUUUUCAACAAAUCAGCCCCUUUUCCAUAGUCCAGACUAGACUCCAUGUGGUAUUUAAAAACAUGUUUCAGAUUCCCUCCAAAAUUGAGAGCCCCCACAGCUCCAAACAUCUGACAGCCCAUUGCCAGACUCGAAAAGUCCAAAUCUCCCUGUAUAGGGGGGUCUGUCCAACCCCCCAUUUCCAAACCAAACCAAACUUUAUCUUUCCAAGUCUGGUUUUUUCCAAGUUCAUUUGUCAAAUCCAAAAAUUUAUGUUCCUGCUGGGCCGCAGCUCCCUCUGUCUCUGGCGCCCAAGAUUCAGCAGCAUCCUCUUCUCUCAGCUGUUCUGUCAUGGCACGCUCCUGUUUUAGCUCCUGGGUGGGCUCCAUAUAAUUUCCCACUACCUGUUCAAAGGUUCUGGCCGCAUUAGUCAUCAAAUCCUUCUUCUGGCUUAACUGAUCCAAUAGGGCAUUUAUUUUGCAGAGAGCACCCAACAGUGCUUCUGAAGACAUUGUCCUGCAAGGUCACAAAUCCUUUCCCACGGUUGUAAUCUGUGGCAGCUGCAAGCUCCCAGGGAUUAGUUACAAUUUCACAGUCCCCCUCUAGGGGGAAAUCUUCUGAUCGUUCUUUCUUUUAAAAACAAUAGCAACAAAGUUUCUUUUUAAAGGUAUUUUGUCCAUAUUUGUUCUUUUUAAAAUGCGAAAGGAAACAAUGGAAUCACUAUGUUUCUCUUCUUUUAACUAUCUGUCAAAGACAUUUGUUUCUGGUCAAUGAGCUUCAAACGUCAAUUCUGACACCCCGCUCCAGGAUCAGGACGGUGGAAAAUUACUUUGCUUUAAACUCACUUCUGCAGGUUUAAACAGCCCAAAAAAGAUCCCUCUUCUUCUCCUGCUACCGAAGGGGGGUUCAGCGAUUUUAAAUGAUGAAAACCAAUCCUUUGAAAGUGAUUUUUAAAGCUCUAGUUUAUGUUGUCUUUGCUUUAUUCUGGCUACAAGGAAACGGAAGGCUGACUUCCUGUUUAGACCUUACCGUUUCAGUACCAAAUUAAGGUAAAUUUUUAAGUCCAAAUUCCUUUCUAUUUCGCCAGUUCUUAUUUAAAGUCCAAAUGUUCAAUGUUCCAGUACUCACGGGUGGUUAUUUUAGAUGCCAAAUUGUCCCAGGAAAAAGGCAGCGCUCUCCGGCAACGGCUAUGCGGCUUCGCUCCGCAGAAAAGCAAUUGACUCACAGCACCGCGCCACUUCCCCUCUUCGCCCGGAGCCCGUUAGUGGGUUCCUUUGCGGGUUGGAGGGGGCGCUAAGGGUGCCCGCCGAGUCCCACGGUCACAGGCUUCAUCCGCCUGUGAUUUCCAGAAGGGUCCCCGUUUCGCCGUAGCGGAAAAGACCCGUUUCAUGUGGAGCUAGUCCCUCCAGUUCAGAGGGAGUCCGCCAUUACCGAUGGUGCCACCCCGGAAGUCGUGAGCAGAUCAAAUUUGGACAAUUGGACUUUAAACAACGAUCUGUGAGUAGAACGGAAAAUUGGAUUAAGAAAUUCCUCUUAAUUUGGCACUGAAGCAGGAAGGUCUAAACAGGAAGUCAGCCUUCCGUUUCUUGUAGAUAGAUUAAAGCAAAGACAUGGCAAACUAGAGUUUAGAAAAUCGUUUGUAAAGGAUCAACUUUCAUCAUCUAAAACUACUGAACCCCCUUCGGAAGCAGGAGAAGAGGGGGGAUUUUUUCCAGAUUGUUUAAACCUGCAGAAGAGAGUGUAAAGAAAAGUAAUUUCCCACCGUCUUGAACCUGGGAGCGGGGUGUCAGGACAGACGUUUUUGGGAAAUUCAUUGACUAUAGACAAAUGUUUUUGACAGACAGUUAAAAGAAGAGAAACAUAGUGAUUCCAUUGUUCUCUUUCGCAUUUUAAAGGAACAAAUAUUGACAAAAUAUCUGAAAAAGGAAACUUUGUUGUUAGAUCUGCUGUUAAAAAAAAAAGAAAGAAAAGAGAUUGAUACAAAUAGAAGUUCUUCCCCUAGAGAGAGCUUGUGAAACUGUUAUUAAAUUUGAACUGGGGAGCUUCGCAGCUGCAAACAGAUUAAGAUCGUGGGAACAGACUUCUGACCUUGCAUAACAAUGUAUUCAGAGGCUCUGGUGCGUGCUUUCUGCAAGACAAGUGCUUUAUUGGAACAGUUACAUGAGAAGACGGACUUGAUGACUGUUGCGAUUAGAAAUUUUGGACAGGUAGUGGGUAUCUAUAUAGAACCCACCCAGGAAUCAACUCAGGAGUGUGCUCUGACAGAUCAGAUGAGGGAGGAGGUUGUUGCUGGACCUCGGGUGGCAGAGAUGGAGGGAGCUGUGGCCCAGCAGGAACAUGAGUUGUUGGAUCUGACAAAUGAACUUGGAAAAAGCCAGAUUUGGAGAGAUAGAGUUUUGUUUGGCUUGGAGAUGGGGGCUGGAUAGACCCCUAUGCAGGGAUGUCUUGACUUUUCAAGUCUGGCAAUGGGCCGUGAGGAGUUUGGGGUUGUGGGGGUCCUCAACUCUGGAGGGACCUUGAAACAUGCUUUUAAAUACCACAUGGAGUUCAGUGUGGACUAUGGAAAAGGGGCUGAUCUGUCGAGAAGGGACAAAAAUACUGUCAAGUUGGAGUUUCCACGAGUGAAAGGACCAGGAGACAAAGUAAAGUACAGGUAUAAAUAUGAAGAAGAUCUGCGGAAGGGACAUGGAAGAGACUUAAGGGCCUCGGACAUAAGAUUGCCAGGUUAAUGAACUAGAUGGAUGGGAUAGAAAGGAUUGACAAAACCCGGGACCAGGAGGAAGAGACGUUGGAUGAAGAUUGGAAGAAAGUUUUUUUAAAAAAAUUAUUUAGGAUUGUUUUGUAAAAUUAAUGAGUAUUAGAAAAAUGUUGGAACGAAAUUAUUUGGCUUUAGCAGAAAUGUUAAAAAGAACUAUGCAAGAAUAUGUUAUGGUUAUGAGAAAUUGGUAUAAAUAAGAUUUAAGUUUUAAGUUUUAGGGUUUUUUUAUAGUAAGAUAAGGUUAAAAUAGAUUAAGGUAAUUUAAUGACAGAAUAUUAUGAAAAAUGGGAAGGAUUUGCUGUGAUAAUUAAUAACUAGAAUACAAAAAAGGGAGGUGUGAGGAGGUCGAUGAAAUAAGGCAAUGACAGUUAAGGAUUUGGGAAUAUUGGAUCUGUUUUUAAAUUUUUGUGGUUUACUUUUGUUUUUUGAUUUUGAUGUGUUAUGUGUUUUGUUUUUGUUUUUUGAUUUUGAUUUUUAUCGAUUUGUAUUGUUUGAUUGCUGUUUGUUUUUCCCUUGUUUUUUUCCUUCUUUGUCUCUUUGUUUUUUCUGUAAUUUUAAAAUGCUUAAUAAGUAUCAUUUAAAAAAAAGAAAGAAACGGUGAGUGGUGUGGAGGCCAUAAAUAGAGAGAGAGAGAGAGAGAUAGACAGACAUAGGGUUGGCACUUACACAUGGCCAAAAAAGAGCAAAAGAGGACACUAAUUUCAUACACUAAUGUAUAUGUAUAAAUGGCAAUUUAUUAAAUAAUUACUAAGCUUUAUAUAGAAUUACGGUACACCUUGACAUAGUGGGGAAGACUGACCACAUGAGCUGUGUCCUGGCUCAGUCUGUUGCCCAGGUUAGAGGGACAACUCUUGACUGGCAACUUCUAGACCCCUCCUGCUCCCCCUUUUUUGAGUUCUUUCUCUUUAGAAGUUUGAUUGGAGAGCCCUUCAAAUAGGACUAUACCUAGUAGAUAGGAUACAUGACCACCUAGAGGCAGCAUGGACUUGACCUGAAGCUGCAAGGGGAGGGAAAAGUGGAAGAUUUGAGGAAAAAAUGUUUGUGAGGAGGGGAUUUUGGGGAAGGAAGAAAACUGUCCUAACAGAGGCUGCAUGAGGAAACAUAAAACACAGCAUCAAGGCUUGUGAGCUAUGUCAUGCUGUUCAAUAUAAUCAUACGAUGAUAUACAGGUGAAUAGUUAUAGUGAAUUCAUACAAUUAGGAUGUUUUAAAGUAAUCACUAUUCUGUUAGUAAUUAGCAUAGUUAAGAAUCUGGUUAAAGGUAAGAUUUCUUCUCCCUUUUGUAGUGGAAAUUCUGGAGCCAAAAGUUGAAGAGCUAGUAAAAAGGAUCAAUAAACUGCAGCAAGGUAAGAAGAGUGCGAAGAGGUUAGCAAUGGUUAUGCAGAAUCUUUUGCAGAGCAAGGUAUACCCUUGCGCAAAGGAUGCCAAGUCAGGCUCCUUUGACUUGAAAAGGCAGGAUUUUCUAAGGUGUGGCUCCCAAAGAGAAAAUGAAAAUGCAAGAGUCCACUAAGUGGCACAAAAGCAGUUUCAGUAUUUAAGUAUUUCUGAAAGCCUCUGUUUUUGCCUCUCAAUACUGUUUCUGAAUGCAUGACUCCCAUCACCUUUCUGGGCCUGUUCCUGGGGUUGUUAUGGUGGUGGUUGCAAGCACCACAGUACCCCCAACUCCUUCCUUGAUGCCUAGUAAGACCCCCUGCUCCAUUAAAUACAGGCCUCCAGCCACCCUGCCCUCCUCUGUCCCUAGCAUACACCAGUGCUUGCAUGACAAACCACACCUGUUUAAAUUCCCUCUUCUACUCAACUCUCAAAAGGUUCAGGAAUCCUGUCAUCUUCUGCAUCUGGUGGCCCUAGUUUUGGAGAUGAAAAAGUGUUUGUGAAGGAAGGAGUUUUUGAGUGAGCGAUUGGUGGGGUGUGUGCUUGAGUGGUUGCUAGUGUGGUUUGGAGACUUUGUAAUAAUGAAUUGUGAUAAUGAAUGGAUUAUAAUAGUAAAUUUUAUCUUAUUUCGGUUUAUAUUGACUAUUAUGUUGAGGAGUCAAAGAGGAUGAUGCCAAUUGGGAGGAUCUGAGGUCUAGUUGCAGAGGAGGGUGUUCUCUUGUACAAGUGUAAAUCCUUUCAACGAUGGGACUCCUUAGUGGGAGCCAGCCCACUGGUUUUAGUUGUUCUCCAUUCAUUAUUUACUCUUUAGUGCUUAUUCUUAGUCCUCUGUAGUGUGUAUAUCUGGGUGUGUUUUUUUCCAGCCAAGAAGAUAUUAAGUGAGGAGCUCUCUGAGGCAAAUGAGCAUAGCAAGACACUGCAAAGGGAACUGGAAAUAUGUAGGUAACUUUAGCACCAUGUGACAAACAUGGACUAUAUGAAGCAUUGAGGGAAUGCUCACUGAACUGCUUGACCUGAAUAAUUCAAGCACUUCUCUUAUUCCAAUUUGUAUUUUAAGUCUUGAUUGCGAUUCAGUUGCACCAUGUAGCUGUUUUUCUGACUAUGGACAACACACAGAUUUAAUCUGAAAGUUUUGCUCUAGACAUAAAAGCUCUUUUUCAGAGGAGCACUGGUGUGUGAAUUGAGAACAACUCUACUGAAAACAACGCAUUGUAUUUCAAUAAGCCUCAUUCUAUACCUAGCAGGAUUCUAUUCUUUCCCUGGCCACUGGAGCAUUAGCACCACCACAAUUUAAGAAUGGUUGAUUACAUUUAAAGGGUACUGUGGCUGAGGUUCCAGGUUUUCACUGCUUAGAUUAUGCUGCUCUGCUUCAAAUGCAUUGGGGGGGGGGGGGAAAUGCUGGUGACUGCUGCUGCCACCAGAUUUAAUAUAUACAGUGGUGCCUCGCAAGACGAAAUUAAUCCGUUCCGCGAGAGUCUUCGUCUAGCGGUUUUUUCGUCUUGCGAAGCAACCCUAUUAGCGUCUUAACGGAUUAGCGCUAUUAGCGGUUUAGCGGCUAUUAAAGGCUUAUCGGAUUAGCUGCUAAAAGGCUAUUAAAGGCUUAGCGGCUUAGAUAAAGGGGGGGAAAGCAAAAAAAAAUCUCAAGACUCGCAAGACAUUUUCGUCUUGCGAAGCAAGCCCAUAGGGAAAUUCGUCCUGCGAAGCAACUCAAAAACGGAAAACCCUUUCGUCUAGCGGGUUUUCCGUCUUGCGAGGCAUUCGUCUUGCGGGGCACCACUGUAACAGGUUUCUAGUUUUCUCUUCCACCAGCAGCAAUAUUUAGUCCAUGGGUAGGCAAACUUGGGCUGGAUCCGGCCCAAUUGCCUUCUAAAUCUGGCCUGUGGACGGUCUGGGAAUCAGCGUGUUUUUACAUGAGUAGAAUGUGUGCUUUUAUUUAAAAUGCAUCUCUGGGUUAUUUGUUUGGCAUAGGAAUUCAUUCACUCCCCCCCCCCCAAAACAAAUAUAGCCCCCCCCAAGGUCUGAGGGACAGUGGACUGGCCCCUGCUGGAAAAGUUUGCUGGCCUCUGAUUUAGUCAAUGGCGGAGUGUAGGUAAAUAGCGCACGGGCCAAAGGGGGCGGUGCACGGAGGGAGGCUGCGGUGGCACUGGCACACUCGCGUGCCCCAGUCCUGGAAGUGGGCCAACUCUCCUCUCUCGGCCGGAGCUUCCUCAUGCGCCACAGCCUCUCUCCGCCCUCCGGGUCAGGCUUGGCCUGGGGACAGAGAAACAAUGGCCAGGCAGGCCAGGCACUGCAGCUGCUCUCUGCCCCUGGGAUUGACCUUGGGAAGGGGGAGCUGCAACGACGCGCCAGGCGUGGGUGGGACACACAGAGGGUGAUCGAUCUUCACCUUCCGUGUUCUCCAGCCCCCGCUGCCGGCAGGGCGCGAGGUAUCUGAGGGGGCACCUGGUUUCCGCCUCCCAUAUUGUGCACCCUUGGCCACGGCCCCCAUACCCCUCCAUGCUACGCCACUGUAUUUAGUAGCUGUGUGUGCUUUAGUGUGUGAGACUUCAGGCAAGUUGAUGUCAGGCAUUCUUUUAGAUAUGCCAGUGUUGAGAAUAAGCUUACUGAAAUUUUGCCCAGGUUGUGCCCAAAGCUCCCUAUUACUCUAGUUAACACUAUUCAUAAUCUAAGAAUAUAGAGGUCAAAGGUUAUUCUGUGCAAGAUCUAUAUUUUUGCUAGAUCUGUCAAGCUGGGUUUUGGGAUGAUAUAUAUACAUUUUAAAAAGGAUGACCAAACCUCUAGCUUAAAGCAAACUACAGCUGAAAUUAUUGGGGGAAAUUCCUGUGUGUGUGGUGUUGUUGUUGUUGCUCCUGCUGCUGCUGCACUCUAUUUAUACUUUUCAGAUUUAUACAUUUCACUGAUUUUACAAUCAUUUUGACAUUUCAAAACUUGACUUCCUUCCCCCUCUUUCUGCUGUUCCUUAAAUUUUUAAUAUCGUCUGCAUAUCCAAAUUAACUUAAUUUGCUCAUUUAUUCAUCUUUUUAAAAUAUAUACUCUUAUGAAACUGCAGAUUAUUACAAUAAUCCUGCCAAUGUUUCUAUUUGUUUACAAUUUAUCUGUAAAUAUUCAAUAAACCAUUUCCAUUCUUUUAUAAAAAGUUUUUUAUCUUUAUUUCUUAUUCUUCCAGUAAGCUUCACCAUUUCUGCAUAUUCCGCAAGUUUUUGUAUCCAUUCUUCCUUUGCUGGAACUUCUUUUCAUUUUCGGGCAAGUAGCAUUCUUACCACUGUAGUUGCAUACAUGAAUAAGUUUCUAUACAGUUUAGGUAGUUAUAAUUCCCAAGAGAAAAGCUUCUGGGUUUUUUUUUACAAACAUUAUUUUAAACAUCCUUUUCAUUUUAUUAUAUAUCAUUUCCCAGUAAGCCUUAACCUUACUACAAGACCACCAUAUAUUAUAAAAAGAAUCUUCUUUGUCUUUACAUUUCCAACACUUAUUUGAUUGAGAUUUAUACAUUUUUGCCAAUUUACUCGGUGUUAGAUACGAUCAAUAUUUUCAUAUAACUUUCUCUUAAAUAUGCUGUAAAUUUUAUAUCCAUAUUCCACAAUUGUUCCCAUGCUUCCAUAUCUAUAUUAUGACCAAUACCUAUUGCCCAAUGUAUCAUUGAAUAUUUUACUUGCUCAUCCUUUGUCUCCCAUUCCAAUAAUAUUUUAUACAUUUUAGAUAGCACUUUUACAUUCCAUUCCAACAGGUCUCUCUCCAGUUGUGAUAUUAGUUCCCCAAACCCUCGUAUCCUGUUUUUCUUAAAUUCUUCAUUCAAAUGAUAAUUUUCCUGAUAAUUCCUUAAUUUUUUUAAAAAAAAUACUCUCCCUGUUGUUUUAAUAAAUUUCUAUAAGCUGUCUACCCUUCUAUCAUAUUCUUUACCACUAUAGCUUCCAACGGUGAGAGCCAAAGUGGUGUUUUUACCUCUAAUAAAUUCUUAUAUUUAUCCCAAACUCUAUACAAUUUUUUCCCUAAUUAUAUGAUUUAUAAAUCUCUUAUGAACUUUCACCUUUUCAUACCAUAAAUAAGUGUCCCAAUCAUAAAUAUUGUCAUGACUUUCUAAGUCUAGAAUAUGUGAAUUCUCUAAUGUCAUCCAUUCUUUCAACCAACAAAGACAGGAUGCCUCAUAGUAUAGUCUCAUAUCCGGCAGGGAAAAACCUCAUUCUUUUGCAUCUAUCAAUAUUUUAUAUUUUAUUCUCGAUUUUGGGGAAAAUUCCUCUAAAGCAUUUUCUAUACUGUUCUAUCGGCACUUGUGUUGGGAAUAGCAGUAGAUUAGAAGUCUGGUAGUUGCUGUGAUUUAUAGCUGGUUUUUUGAGGCCACUUUCAAAGUAUCUACAUAAUAAAAUUACCAGUAAGUUCUUAAGAACAUAAGAGCCCUGCCAAAUCAGACCAAAUGCCCAUCUAGUCCAUCAUUGUGUUUGUUUUAUUUAUUUAAAACAUUUCUAAUUCUAUUUAUUUAUCCUGCUAUUUAUUGCAAAAAGCAUUUAUAUAGCAGAUAAAAGUGAAAUUCAUAUAUUGAACAUAAAAACAACAGAAAAAAUAAAAGAGCAAAUGAGAGCAACUAGUCCAGGCCUCUUUGUGGGCUGCAUUGUGAUUUUUUUUAAUGACCUAUGUGGAUGUAGUAUUUUAUUACAGCUUUUUAUUGUUAAUUUUUUUUUUACUAGGUAUGCAUUAUUUGGGAACUUUGAGUGAAUGGCUGAUUAUGUUAUUAAUAAAGAAACAAGGUAGCAGCUAAAUGAGCUCUUUUCCUUUUGCAGUAAAUGCUGAGAAAUCAAGCCUUGAGGAAAUAUGGAGUGAAAUGAAAGGUGACAGCAAGAAGGGGAGUUUUGGGGGGGUCUUCAGCACAAUCAAGUUUUAGCACACUUCCAAAGCAUCUCUGCUUUUUUUGCAGGGACAGAGUCCAUUUUCUCAGUACUGGGUCUGAUUAUAUAUCCUUUAUCUGAGUAAAUAUGAAAACUUUCCCUUAGGUAGUCCAUAUACUGUAUUAUUAUUACUUUAACUGCAGUGUGUAAUGUGCCUUCAAGAAUGACAUAAAUACCUAUUGGAUAUUAUCUGAGGUAUCAUUAGUGAAGAUCAGGGGAUGUCAGUGAACUACCCAUAAGUACCACGGUGCCUGCCAGUAUUUUGUAUGGCACCUGCAAAGGGUCUCAGUAAACAUCCCUCAGAAAUCUACAAUACAAUUGGCUCUUCCUGCUCAGUUCUUGUGUACACUGGCUCAGCCUCUCCUACAUUGAACACAUUCCCUUAAGUAUGUCAGCAUUUCAUGGGAUGCCAGGACUGGACAUCCACCCAUCAUCUGUUCUGAACAGAGGAGUGGUGCAAAGAACUCCCUGUAAGGAAGACAAUGAUGACUGAUGUAGAUGCUCCCCCACAACGGAUAGGGAGGCUAAUGUCCACACUAUUUUGUAGGAAAUACAUUAACUGUGACUGGUGUACACUUCUUAAAUUUGUUAUUGUUACAUGCCACCCCAACCUCUGAGCAGUGCAAGAUUCCAGGGGGGCAGGUGCUUACUCAGGGUUCGUGUUUCCUUUGAGAACAAGGCACAGAGGAGACAGUGGUGUCUUUAGGAUAUAUGGUUUAUUUACACAUAUAUACGAUCUGAGUCUAUGAUAAAGGUGCUUACAGCAGAGGUUUUCAACCUUGGGUCCACAGCUCCCUUAACGUACUACAUUCUUUCUGUGGCACCCCAAUGGAGCUCAGGAGCCCAGUUAUGUCACCUACAGAGCCAGCAGCUCCUCACCCUUUUUGGAACACCCUCCCUUGUGGAGUGUUCCCUUAGCUUCCUCUCCUCUCCUCUCCUCUCCCCUCUCCUCUUCUUGGGAGUCCUCUGGGCAGUUGCUGACACCGUCCCUGGUCUCUGAGCUGCUCACCCCACCCCCACGCCAAAGAGAGGUGCCUCCCAGAGGCACCCCUCGCCUGUGGAGCUUAUAGCCAGGGCUGCUGCAAUAAACAGCUGUGCAAGCCUUUGGGAGGCAGAGACAUGACAGGGCAUCAGAGGAGGGAGGGAAGGAAAGAGGGACAGAGGCCAGUGUUGCCUGCAGCACCCAGACCAUCAUUCAAAGCACCCCAGGGUGCCACGGCACACUGGUUGAAAACCACUGGCUUACAGCAUUGAUUCUUGCUUCUCCCAUCACCACAGCAGCCUUGGAUCAAAAACAUCACCAGCCAUGGCUCAGCCUCCCUCCAGCUUGUUGUAUUCUUACACACUGCAACUAUUUUUUGUCAUGGACUGGCUGCAUGAGGAGUGGUUGGAGGCUCCAGCUGGAGAACCCUCUAGGGAAGCCUCAGAAGAGGAAGGCUCAGGCAGGACAUUGAAGACAAGUCAGGAUGAAGAGGGGAGGCAGAAUCAUUGGAUACUGAACAAGCAACAGGCUUGAUUGAGAGAGAUGUAGGACAGGCAGCUGGAAAGGAGGUGGGGGUUGAGGCUGCAACAGAUUCCUAGGAGCGGGCUGGUCCUACUGUAUUCAGCUCCCUUCCUCCCUUGUCUCCAAGGGCACAGAGGGCUUUGCAUGCAGAAUAACAAUGGGCCCAGAGGUUGCAGGGCCCCUCUCCCUAACAGAGUUUAAGAUUGCUGGGGAAUCAGGUGGACGGGGAGGAGGCUUAAGUGGAAAUAGGAGGCACAGAUCAUCAGUUCUGGAAACUGCUAUACUGGGGCCAGUCUUGCCCGUAGGUUUCUGUUUGUGUUUUGUUUCCUUGAAUAAAAAAAUCAACUUUUCUGCUUGUCUCAGAGUCUCUGUGCUGACCUACAGCUGAACCAGCCCUGACAUUUUCCUCCAGCUCACAUCAUCUCCAAAUGCAAUCCUAAACUCAACUCUGCUUUCUCCCUGCUAACUAUCUCAGAGCCCAGGGUGGCACAGAGUCUUUGCUUUCUUGAUGUCCCAUCUCCCUAUCUUUAUCUUUGUUUUCCAGCUUUGUUAAAGGCCCAUCUCUCAGGCAAUCUCCUGAACAUGAGAAGCUGAAUCCAGCUAUUAAGAGUAUGACUUCCAGUUUAACUCUCCAAGCAUUGAUAAAAUUUUAACACUUAGUAAAUUCAGGACUUAUGGGUGUCUGGCACCCACAAACUAAUAACAGUCUGUUGGGUUCAACAUAGCUACUCCUUCAGUUUAUUUCUCAUAUGAGGAAGGAUUGAGGCAGAACUAGUAGCUUCAAAGAGCUGUGUCAGUCAAAUAUAGGGAUUAGCAAUUAGAAUCUCCAGUUGGACUUUCCUUCAUCCACUCCUUGAAAUGCUUCUAUGAAACUAUAAUGCUUGUCAUUAAUUUAAAAGCGAGUUGCUGCUGAGAAUAGUCUUUUCGACAAGAUGCACAAUUUUUUCCUUCUCUUUGGACACUAAGAAUAUUGAUGUCAGUUGAAAGUUAGAGAACAUGUAUAUAUGGUCAUGAUAGAAAUAUUAUACAUAAAAAGAGUAACCAAAGUUCUAAACAUUAGUAUUCAUCUUCCCUGCAGGGACACGACAAAUUGUACAGCUGCACUGUGAAGAGACAGAAACAGAGAUGCAGAGGUGAGCUGUGGUUCAACUGGGUUAGAAUGAGACAUGUCUUAUUUCUGUGGUUUAUCUUUAUUUUGUGUGUCAGAUUUCUUAAUGUUUUCCUUUUAUAUCCCCUCCUCCACCCCCCUGGAAUUCUUCAUAAACCUACUGAUGUAAAUAGAAACUGGGAGGAAAUAAAAUUAAAAUACUGAAGGGUAUAUAUGUAAAGGAAAGAGGAAUACAUCAAAACUUUAAAGUUGCAGUUCUAAUCAGAAGGAUCCAUCGCCUCACUCCAGACAAGCCACAAGCUUGGUUUGCUCUGAGUGAGACAAGCUCAUGUUCAAAAUAUGUGCUAAGCCAAACCAUGGCUUAGCCCCAGGUAGCACGAUGGCAGGGAAGGAGUAAAGCAACCAUGAUUUCUCCAGGAACCUGCACAUGCACAUCUGUGCUAAGCCAUAGUUUGGCUUAGUGUUCUGUGAGAACUGUGUCAGUAAGUAUUCUGACAGCCUGAUCCUAUGCAUAUUUAAUCAGAACUUAAGUUCCACUGUGCUCAUCAAAAAAUUUUUUAAGAGGAAGCCCAAUUCUACACCUCAGCUUUAUCUUGUUUAUCAGGCAGCAGAAAAUGAACCUAGAGCGCAAGCAGCGAAUUGAAGAACUCACAGCCAAGAUCCAAGAAGAGAGAGUAAAGCAAAGAGACCAGAGGUAAUUAUAGAAUCUGGUCACAAGAGUUUUGGGUUACACUUUAUUCCAAUUUCAAUUAAUUGCAAUAUGUAUUAUUUUAGCAAGAGUGCCAUAAAUUUCAGUUUCUGUAGAAUAAAGUUGCAAUGCUUGUGGGCUGGUAGGUAUUGCUGGUAGGUUUAGGACUGAUAAAAAAGUACCACUUUGUUCAUGUGAUGACUCGAUUAGAGAGAAGGUUUUGGCCUGGGAUGGGGAAUAUGCACGUAAUAAAUUAUGAAACAAUAGGAUAGGAGAGGCCUAACAGGCCAGACCAAAUAGGCUGGGUGAAAUCCUGACACAGUCUUUUACACAGUGAAUGGAAUUGAUUACAAGAGGUAGUGAUGGCCUCUAGCUUAAAUAGCUAUAAAAAGGGAGUAGCCAAAUUUAUACAGGACAGUCUAGCAAUUGCUAUUAGCCAUGGCAAUGACUAUGCUAGAUCAAUGUCUUGCCUCAGUAAUGGACUGGGUGAUAAUAAACUGAAGCUUAAGCUAGACAAGACAAAGGCACUGUUAGUAGGUGGUUCCCUAGACUGGAUGGAUGGGAUGUGGUCUCUGGAUGAGGCUGAAGCAGGUAUGUGGCUUGGGGUACUUCUUGAUCUACUGUUGAUGUUUCAGGCUCAAAUGGCCUGGACGAUGCAGAGUGCCUUCCAUCAGUUUCAACUGAGCCUCUUGGGCUUGCCGGUCGGCGGUUCGAAUCCCCGCGAUGGGGUGAGCUCCCGUUGCUUGGUCCCAGCUCCUGCCAACCUAGCAGUUCAAAAGCACGCCAAAAAGUGCAAGUAGAUAAAUAGGUACUGCUCCGGCGGGAAGGUAAACAGCAUUUCCGUGCGCUGCUCUGGUUUCAGUGUUGCGUUGCGCCAGAAGCGGCUUAACUGUUUGUAGACAAACACCAGCUCCCUCGGAAUGUAAAGCAAGAUGAGCACCGCAACCCCAGAGUUGUCUGUGACUGGACUUAACUGUCAUGGGUCCUUUACCUCCUUUACCUUCUUCUUCUUUUUUUUUUUUUACCCCUAUGAUGACAGGGAAAGCCCAACUUCUGUUGUCUACACUCUGGUAACCUCCAGGUUGGACUACUGCAAUGUGUUACGUAUGGGGCUGCCUUUGAAGAUGGUUCAGAAACUGCAGCUGGUGCAGAAUUUGGCAGCCAGAUUGCUACUGGGGCAGGACUGUCUCAACAUAUAACACCAAUUCUAGCAUGGUUCCACUGGCUGCUAGUGAGUGGAUUCAAUUUAAAGUGUAGUUUGAACCUAUAAAACUGUAUGUGACUCAGGACUUCAAGGACUGCCUCUCCCCGCAUAAAUCAAUGUAAUCUGAGGCCCUUCUUUAUCUGACCCCUCCCCGGGAGGUCUAGAUUGCAACAUGAGAAUUGGGCUUUUCAGUGGUGGCCUCCUGCUUGUGAAAUGCUCUCCCCUGAGAGAGCACCAUCUUUUUCUUUUGUAAGGGCCAGGCAAAUACUUUCCUCUUUACCCAGGUUUUCGAAGGGUUUCAGGCAUUAAUUUAUAAGCGUUUCAGGCAUCUGCAACCUCUUUUGGUGGUAUGGCAUCUAUCAGACCUGUCUCUUAUCCAUAUAAAAUAAAAACAUUCCUUCCAGUAGCACCUUAGAGACCAACUAAGUUAGUUAUUGGUAUGAGCUUUCGUGUGCAUGCACACUUUUCUUCAGAUACCACUCUUAUCCAUAUAGAUAUGUUUUUAGGCUUUAUUGGUUGUGUUUUAGUUUUCAAGUCUCUUUGUGAGAAAAACAGGUAAGAAAUAUAAUUAAUAAAACAACAACAAUAUUCAACCUCCAUAUUCAGGACAGUAUAAUUCUGAUUAUCAAGUGUGGGGAGGGGGAAGAGGGAGAUAGCUACUUGCUCUGCUUAUGAGCUUUCUUUCAAGGGCAUCUGAAUGGUGCUUCUUGAAUACUGAGUUCUGGGCUAGAUGACCCCUUAGUGUGAUCUAGCAUAGGCAAUUUUUAGGUUCCUCUCUUUAGGAAAGUUCCGUUCUCACCAUUAACAGUUUUACUCUGUUCUAUCUUGUCCUGUUUUUAAUUUUCAUGCCUUCAGACUGGAGUUUGAGCACCUACUUAAUGAGCUGAUGGAGAAGCACAAGAGUCUCUGGGAGCUUUACGUAAGGGCUAGGUUUUUGUCUUUACCAUGAACUCAACUACUAUAAAGCCACUGCAGGAUAAGUGACCUUCAGAAAUGUUCAUGUCCAAGUGACAAUAUGUGAAUAUAGUAGAAACUGAGAGUUGAGAGUCACUAUAUUCUGCCUUUAACUUUGGAAACAGAGUAACAUCAAAUGAACUUGAAACAUUUGCGAACACCUGGAAAUGGAGACUGUUGUAUUCUAUGCCUUGAUUCAGAAAUGUGCUAGAAUAUAGAAGUGCUGAGCAGCAAGGAUGGGAGAUGGGGACUUUAGCUUUCUUUUGAUAGAUGAAAUGUAUGAAUGGGAAGAUGCUCUGUCUGGAGGAGCAGUUCAGUACAUUGGAAAUAAAAGCUGUAUUGGGGGUGGAAGGAGCAUGGGAAGAAGUUUUAUUUGUUCACAGAUUGGUUGCUAGUUACUCUAGUGAACCACAUUCAUGCCUUAGCCUUGCUUUCCACAAACUGCACGCCUGUGUCCACUGGCACUUCAGAAGAUGUCUCUCUGUAGCUUCCAAAAGCAUGGUCAGCUUGCAUCAUGUAGGAUGAGGCAACAUAAGAUGUCAGACUGAAAUGGGCUGAGCUGUUGCCACCUGAGCUCCAAUGACACAUGGAGCUAGCUUUUUGCCACUAUAACUGUUAUGAAGUGUGUGAAAGCUACUCUUGGCACACACUGAUAGGAUUAUUGGAUAGCUUAUUGGUUGCUCUAAAGCAGCAAAAACAUACCCAGAGAUGGAACCAAUAGCCCUAUUCAGGUGUUUUGUACCUACUACUAUUACACAGGUGGUGCUGUGGUCUAAACCACCAAGUGUCUUGGGCUUGCCGAUUGUAAGGUUGGCAGAAGGUAAAUGGUGUUUCUGUGCACUCUAGCUUUCAUCACGGUGUCCCAUUGCACCAGAAGCGGUUUAGUCAUGCUGAUCACAUGACCCAGAAAGCUGUCUGUGGAAAAAUGCUGGCUCUCUUGACCUGAAAACAGAGAUGAGAGCCACACCCCAUAGUUGAAUCUGACUGGACUUUACUGUCCUGGGGUCUUUUACCUUUUUUACUACUACUACUAUUAAUAAUUUUAUUAUUUCUACCCCGUCCAUCUGGCUUGGGAUAUAAGGGGCUUGUAUCAUGAGCAGUAAGCAAAGCAGUCAAACUGGCUUCUCCUUCUUGAUAACUGUACCACUCCCAUCAAGUGAAUAUGUUUAUGUUUCUUUGGCUGCUUCCACGAAACAGCCUUUUGGACUUUAAGUGGCCAUGCCUACUUCCAAUACUGGGUAGCAUUCCAGCUGUCUUAAAAUUGCUUCUAAACAUGUAUAAUAGGACAAAUUUUUACAAACAUGCAGAUGAGUUUUCAUGAAGCUUCAACAGAAAUUCACAAACUAAUGUGGAAGAUUGAACUUAAGACUGGAAGAAUGAGAAAUGGAGAGAGACCAAAACAGGCAGAUUUGCCCCUCAUUUCUCUCCCUUGAAUUCUGUUUGCUGUGUUUCAGGCUAGGGAGAAACCAGCAGUGGCUGACAUAAGAGAGAAGAAGGAGUGUUUGCUCAGUGAAGGUGAGAGUCUGUGGCUUUUUGGACACCUUCUAAGAGAAUUCAUGAAGCUAAAAGUUAUCUUAAACAUAAUUGUUCUACAAUAUUACUUACUUGUAUGCCAUCCAAACCCUUUUGAUUCCUCCUCUAUUUCCCUGGAUAGCAUGGCAACUGUAUUUGUGUGUGCUGUGCAGAAUGUGGGCUAACCAUUUUUAAUGAUACUUAACUGGAAGUGUCUGUGAAAUCAUUAGUGUGAGAAGUGACAGAGCUCCUCACUUCUUCCCAUAUCAAAACCAUUUUGUGAUCUUAAUAAAAAUAUAAAUUCAUUCAGAGGCCAAGCAUUCAAGUGUACCAUUCAAAUAUGGGCCUACUUAUUGCUAAAAGGGUAGAAAACUGGCAAAGCUACCCCUGUCCCCUUCACCUCUUUUUAUAUUUAAAAGUAAAAUUAAAAACAGAAGUUUUGAAAACAAUAAACUCCCUAUCUGCUGUAUGCAGCAGUUUCUAGUCCCAGAUUGGAUUAGACUGGAGUGCAAUUUCUCCUAAAACUGAACUACUUAAAUGGAGAGGCAUACACCCCCCCCCAGGUACAUCAGUUUACACACAUGAUCUCCCUGGAGAAGCAGCAGAGGCUAUGGUGGUGGUGGCAGGAGUGCUUUAAAGAGAAAGUGAAGUUCCCUGUUCGGGAGUGGAAGAAAGCUACGCAUUACUUGGGAAACAGAUCCCAUGUAACUAGUACUGAAUAAGACUGUACUAGUGCAGUAUUACAAAAAUAUAUAUCAAAAAACACUUCUUCUGUUGUUGUCUGGAAGUACAGUGGUACCUUGGGUUACAGAUGUUGUAAACAAAAAUUGCCCUUUUCCCUUAUGGGGUAUCCAAGAGCCUAUAUAGAGUCCUUACGUAGGUUCCCUAUUGGUAGGAGAAACUAACAGAGGCCAACCAGAGAAUACUGAGAAGCAAAGCAGCUAGUAAGCUUGAUCUUUAUUGAUCUGUUGCAACAGGGUGCUCCCCUCACCCGCAGGAGAGAGGAAGGAUCCAGAAAAAUGGCAUGCAAGGCCUUAUAAAGACUUUUGAAAUUCCCAUCCUGUAGAUCAGGACCACCCCCAGAAACAUCAUACAUACAUCACAGAAGGGGUGUAACCUAAGACCACCCCUCAUAUAUAUCAUACCUACAUCACAAAAAAGGCAGUCUAAAACAGAAAAUUUGAAAGUGUUUUUCUCCUGUCCUUGUUUAUCUCCUGUCUGGCAGGUUACUUGAUUGGAUUGCCUGGGUAGCCUGGCCAGUCCUUUGUAAUGAUAAAUACUUAGUUCCUGGGCCAGGUCACAGGCUCACACCCUAUUCAAACACAGACAUACCCUUAAGACAGGAUUUGUGAAGGAAAAGACAAUGGGGAGGCUUUUCCACUUUGACCUUGCAGAGAAAACAUUUGCUCAGUUUAGGAAUCAAAAUGGCUUCAGGUCGGUCUUCUUGUGCUGAUCUAUGUACGUGCUGUUAUGAACAUUACCAUAUAUCUAAGACCUCAAAAUUCCUAUCACACAGACGCUUCAGGUUACAGACACUUCAGGUUGCAGACUCUGCUAAUCCAAAAAUAGUACCUCGGGUUAAGAACUUUGCUACAGGAUGAAAACAGAAAUCGCGCAGUGGCGGCGCAGCAGCAGCAGAAGGCCCCAUUAGCUAAAGUAGUACCUCAGGUUAAGAACAGUUUCAGGUUAAGAACGGACCUCCAGAACGAAUUAAGUUCUUAACCCAAGGUACCACUGUACCCUCAUUUUUUGAGAUAAAUUGGACUUAUUUACUUUGAUAUGCCUUUAAAAAUCCCUGUGUAAUAUUUCCUCAGAAAAAAUGAUCCAGGAGAAACUGGCCCAUGCCCAAGAUGAAUUAGAUUUGAUUAGCCAGUCGGUCUUCAUUAAGGAGAGGGAGUUCCUGAAGAGCCAGGAGGCUGCAACAGCCUUGUGAGUAUAGGCUAACCUGGACCCUCCUUUAGUGUAAUACUGAUUAAAACUCAGUUAACCAUGUGCAAUUUUUUAAAGGUAUAAACGAUCAAUUUGCAAAGUGUGCUAAAGUAGGAAGGAAACGAUCUUUUAAAAAAACCAAAUAUGCAUGAACCACAGGUGCACCUCGCCCUGAAAGCAAGCCAUACCCUCAUAAAUGUGGCUCAGUAAGCUAGUAAUAAGGGACGCGUGUGGCGCUGUGAGUUAAACCACAGAGCCUAGGACUUGCCAAUCAGAAGGUCGGCGGUUCGAAUCCCCGCGAAGAGGUGAGCUCCCGUUGCUCGGUCCCUGCUCCUGCCAACCUAGCAGUUCGAAAGCACGUCCAAGUGCAACUAGAUAAAUAGGUACCGCUCCGGCGGGAAGGUAAAUGGCGUUUCCAUGUGCUGCUCUGGUUCACCAGAAGCGGCUUAGUCAUGCUGGCCACAUGACCCGGAAGCUGUACGCCGGCUUCCUCGGCUAGUAAAGCGAGCUGAGCGCCGCAACCUCAGAGUCGGUCAUGACUGGACCUAAUGGUCAGGGGUCCUUUACCUUUUAAGCUAGUAAUAAUUCACCUGAUUCAGUGAUUUUCAAACAUUCAACCUAGAAGCCCUUUCCACAACAACUUGACUGUGAAAAACUCCCUGCACGUUAUAGAAUAUUAUGGGGAAAUGUUGGUAGUGAAUCACAAGUCAAAUCCAAAUAGUAUGCAUUGCAACAUAUACAUAGUCUCUUGUUCAUUUCAGUGGGGCUUCCCCAAAAGAACAUGGUAGAUUGUGCUCACUUAAACACAUUUCCAUGUCUUGUUUUCCUUACUGUCCCAGUAUAGAAACUUAGUUCAACUUUUGUAUAUAUAUUGUAACUUGGUAGGUUUGUAGUAACUAAGCCAGGGAGAAGGCCAUAUGGCAGCCCAAGAGAGGCAUGAAAGAGGGUAGCCUGAGUCCUAUGUCAGAUUAAGAGCCAGAGGUUCUCCUGUUCUUGCUUAGGAAUGCCUCAAUGCUUAACUGCCUUUGCCACUUAGGAAGCAAGGUCAUUGAGGUUUGGUGGUGCCAUUUCCCCAUCUGCAAGUGGAGCUAAUGUGGCAAAGGACCCAUACCCAAAUGAAGGUAAGAUGUCUUAAGUACUGAGUGCAAACUUAAGGCAUGCUACAAAUGAAAAAUUAUGCCUGCAGGUCAGAGAUGCCCCACUGCAGGUCUAAUAACUCGACUUCAAUUUACAGAGAAUAAAUAGGAGUAUAAAUGAAGUAUAAAUAGGAGAAGACUUUCCCAUGUGAGUUGGGUUUGUGGAAGAGACCUGCUUCUUGCCCAGUUUUUUGUGUAGAAGUUCGACAGGUGGAUCCCUGGGAGCUGGACAUCUGAUUGCCUUCCUUUAAUUUCCAGGAAGUUAUUUCAAGAGGAAAAGAAGGCAGCAAAAGAAUACCUUGAAGCAGUCUCUAAGUACCAUUCUGAUCUGAAGCAAAGAUGUAGCAGGUGAGCAGAAGGAUGGGAGUGAACCGAGGGUUCUAGUUCUGGGAUUCAGCUCUGGAAGAGUCUAGGCCAGGAGACUGGAAUCUAGGGUGCUAGCUUAAUCCUCUGUCCUUGGAACAUAGUGCUUGAUUUUUAAAAAAGGAUUUUGCUAUGAGAUGCAAUACAAACUCUAGGCUCUGUACCUUAUUUGCGUUAAUAUUGGGAAUCUAAAAGGAUUUGUGCAAAACUCAAUGUUGAAGGAUUCUAUAUAUUUCUCUCCUGGCUUUUCUGAUGUGAUUCUUAUCUCUUGUUCUGAUGGCUCUUUGUAUCUGGGGAAAUGUUGUGCGCUGCUUCUUCCAUAUUACUGCAGCUUCCACUCUUUGGAAAGUGACACCUGUGACUCCAUUCACUAUGCCUCCUUGAAUCUCCAUGUUCCCAGUUACAUUGAUUCAUUCCACAGCCUCGGAAUGAUCCCAACAAGAUGUGGCUGUAGUCUGUAGCUUAUCACUUUUUCAGAUAUGGUAAGUUACUGAAGCACUCUAAUCUGUUUUAUUUCUUCCUAAGGAAGAAUGAACCAAAACAUAUAGGGUAUUUUGUAGCCUUGUAACAGUACCCAUCAUAUCUCAAAUUUUGAGGCCGGGUAUCCUGUUUUUCUUCUUUCAGAUUAAAAACAGAACUGGAAGAGAUGGAGAUGGAGGAUAGUAGCACCAGUGAGAAUUAG
Molecule: messenger RNA, 24798 nt
Organism: Podarcis lilfordi (Lilford's wall lizard)
Lineage: Eukaryota; Metazoa; Chordata; Lepidosauria; Squamata; Lacertidae
Source: the annotation of a GenBank genome assembly